Bombina bombina (fire-bellied toad) is the source of this 2193-nucleotide messenger RNA. RefSeq lists its product as uncharacterized. Lineage: Eukaryota; Metazoa; Chordata; Amphibia; Anura; Bombinatoridae. The record is from RefSeq and is a predicted model, not a curated record. The transcript is spliced from 4 exons. Bases 1 to 2193 code for a protein of 730 amino acids.
AUGACGUCAUCACCCGGUGUGAGCGGCAGUGAUCCGGAGCGGAGGUCCGUUGCUGGCCUGGCCACUAAAUCUGGAGGUAGGGGUAAGGUGGCUCACGGCCUGGCAGGGCCUGAUCUGGGGGGAGAGGGGCCUUCUGGGAGGUGCCGUGACGGACAGGGUGGCUCCCUGGUUCCUGGUAGUGGGGAAGCAGUGAGCAGUGGUAGUGAGGGAGAGGAGGGACAGGCCACGACAGCAUUGGUGGUUGGUGGUCCCAAGGUUAGGCAGAGUGAGUUAGGCCUGGGUUCUCUCCAGCUUAGUCCUAGGUGUCCUAGCCAGUUUAGUGGGGGUGAUGUGAGUUGGGCAGUGAGGCCACAAGGGGGGGGGCUUGUUGAUCUGGAGUAUGGGUCUGGGGAGGAAUGUGAGGAGUUGGAGCUGGGCCCUGGGGAGAUGGACUUAUUUUUAAACUCCUCUGAUGAGGAGUGUGUUCCUCCCUCCCCUGGGUCCUCCAGUAGGAAUGUUAGCCGUUUUGGGGGGUCAGCUGAGAGGGUUUCUGUGGGUCCUAGGCCUGUGUCUGUUCACCAUGCUGUGGGGGGAGGGGGUACGGCCAGGUUCAGGGAGGAGGUUGGGGUGUGUGGCUCACAUGUUAGCUUUUCUCUUCCAGAGCAUAGCCCAUCUGAACGACGGCCAGGGCCUCAACCUGGCCCAUCUUUGAGGGAGGAUGUCUUCGACGGCCUUGAGGAGGAUUUCUCUGGCUUGCACGGCUCCUGGACGGAUUCUAUUCGUUUGGAGCCUGAUGACGGUCCACAGCAGGAUGUGCGGCCUGUUGGGCAUAAGGAGGAUCAACCACGGCAGUUGGCACAACAGGGACGGCCAGCUGUCACUUCUACUGGAGGUGGUCGAGAGAUUACGGGGCAACGCAGCAGCGGGCUCCAGGCAACUUUCAGCGGUCCUUCAGGCAUCAGGACUACGGAGAGCACUUCAGCAGUGGCAGCGUUUCCGGGAAUUGGUACCACAUGCAGACGAGGAGGGAUGCCCGUGUCCGAGUUUCUUGUGGCGACUUGGGGUGGAGGACUGGCUGGACUGGUGAAGAACUCAUUGGCACCAGGUACUUGGGCAGCUUAUUCAAGAGUGUGGUUGGAGUGGGAGACUAGGUUGUUGUCCCAGGGUUUACGUGAAGGGGAGGUUGAUGGUACUGGUGCGUUGCUUGACUGGAUGUGGGAAUGGGGUGUUUCUCAGUUGUCACAUUCCGCUAUGGACAGGCGUUUGGCGGCAUUAGCUUUCCGCUUCAAACUCUUGGGUCUGGGAGAUAUUACCAAAGGUUUUUGUGUUCGUCAGGUGCUGAAGGGCUUGAAGAAAGGGUUGGGUGGUCCCUUCCCUGACCAUAGGCGACCUAUUACUUUUUCGCUGUUGCAGCAGGUGUAUAUGGUGUUACCUUUGGUGUGUUUGUCUGAUUUUGAGGUGUGUUUGUUUAGGGUGGCGUUUGUUCUGGCUUUCUUUGGAGCCUUUCGUAUUUCGGAGUUGGUUAGUAAGAAUUUGGUUUCUAUGGGAGGUUUGGCUUUUUCGGACGUGGCGUUGUUUGAUUACAAGGUGGAGAUAUUUUUGAGGAGGAGUAAGACUGACCAGCUGGGUGUCGAUCGUUUGUGGCUUGUUGGCCAUUCUUUCAUUUAUUGGGCUCGAAGAGCGGCUGCAGCCAAAGUGGAUGGAUUGCAGUUGGGUAUCCCUAAGUCGAGAUGUGAGGUCAAAUGGUUUGGUGUCAGGGGGCUACGUUGGGACAGGUUGUUGCCGCUAGUGGUGGAUUAUUGCAGACGCUACCAGCAUCCAACGGUGUUGUUGAUCCACGCGGGGGGCAAUGAUCUUGGUUUUCUGCCUCAGAGGGAAUUGGUGAGAAGCAUGAAGAGGGACAUUGGAAGGCUUGUGGAGUUAUUCCCUAAGAUGAGAAAUGUAUGGUCGGACAUUUUACCUAGGAUGGUUUGGAGGGCGGCUUGGGACCCAGUGCGCCUUGAUAAAAGCAGGCGCAAAGUUAAUAAGUUGAUGGGGUCAUUUGUCAGGAGACUUGGGGGCUCGGUGGUUCAUCAUCCAGACUUAGCUGAGGUUGGUCAGGGCGAAUUUUAUUUACCUGAUGGAGUGCAUCUUAAUGAUUUUGGGCUGCAGUUGUUCUUGCUCGAUUUUAAAGAGGCGGUUGGUUCUUUGGUGGGGUUGGCGGGACUGGACUGA